Molecule: messenger RNA, 7356 nt
Organism: Tyto alba (common barn owl)
Lineage: Eukaryota; Metazoa; Chordata; Aves; Strigiformes; Tytonidae
Gene: CHSY1
Product: chondroitin sulfate synthase 1
Exons: 3
Coding region: 40-2409 (789 amino acids)
Cellular component (GO): Golgi cisterna membrane
Molecular function (GO): glucuronosyl-N-acetylgalactosaminyl-proteoglycan 4-beta-N-acetylgalactosaminyltransferase activity
Source: RefSeq, a predicted model, not a curated record
GAGCCGCGCGGGGCCUGCGCGGCGCGGCGCCGGGCGGGCAUGGCGGGCCGCGGCCGCCGCGCCUGGCUCAGCGUCCUGCUGGGGCUGGUGCUGGGCUUCGUGCUCGCCUCACGCCUCGUCCUGCCCCGCGCCUCCGAGCUGGCGGCGGCGGCGCGGCCCCGCCGAGCCCGCCCGCAGGCUUGCCGCCCGCCGCCCGCCGCCGCCGCUGCCGCCGCCGCCCCGCCGCCGCGCCGCCCCGGACCGCCGGCGCAGAGCUUCCUCUUCGUGGGGGUCAUGACGGCGCAGAAGUACCUGAGGAGCCGCGCCGUGGCUGCCCACCGAACUUGGUCCAAAACCAUUCCUGGCAAGGUUGAAUUCUUCUCCAGCGAGGGUUCGGACACCUCUAUUCCUAUCCCCAUCGUGCCACUUCCAGGUGUAGAUGACUCUUACCCACCCCAGAAGAAAUCUUUCAUGAUGCUCAAAUACAUGCAUGACCACUACUUGGACAAAUACGAAUGGUUUAUGAGAGCUGAUGACGACGUUUACAUCAAAGGGGACAAACUGGAGAACUUCCUCAGGAGUUUGAACAGCAGCGAGCCCCUCUUUCUUGGGCAGACUGGCCUCGGCACCACAGAGGAGAUGGGGAAGCUGGCGCUGGAACCGGGCGAGAACUUCUGCAUGGGGGGACCAGGAGUGAUCAUGAGCCGGGAAGUCCUGCGGAGAAUGGUGCCCCACAUUGGCGAGUGCCUGCGAGAGAUGUACACCACCCACGAGGACGUGGAAGUGGGAAGAUGCGUACGGAGGUUCGCGGGGGUGCAGUGUGUAUGGUCCUAUGAGAUGCAGCAGCUGUUUUAUGAAAAUUAUGAGCAGAACAAAAAAGGUUAUAUCCGAGACCUUAGGAACAGCAAAAUACACAGAGCUAUAACGCUGCACCCCAAUAAGAACCCCCCGUACCAGUACCGACUUCACAGCUACAUGUUGAGCCGCAAGAUCGCAGAGCUGCGCCACAGGACUGUACAGCUGCACCGCGAAAUUGUCCUGAUGAGCAAAUACAGCAACACAGAAAUCCACAAAGAUGACCUGCAGCUGGGGAUGCCGCCCUCCUUCAUGCGAUUCCAGCCCCGCCGCCGGGAGGAAAUCUUGGAGUGGGAGUUUCUUACAGGAAAGUAUUUGUAUUCGGGUGCCGACGGGCAGCCUCCUCGGCGAGGAAUGGACUCUUCUCAGCGUGAAGCCUUGGAUGACAUUGUUAUGCAGGUCAUGGAAAUGAUCAACGCCAACGCUAAGACCCGGGGGAGGAUCAUAGAUUUCAAGGAAAUACAGUAUGGCUAUCGCAGAGUAAAUCCGAUGUACGGAGCAGAGUACGUCCUCGACUUGUUGCUUCUGUACAAAAAGCAUAAGGGGAAGAAGAUGACCGUCCCCGUCAGGAGGCACGCGUACUUGCAGCAGACGUUCAGCAAGAUCCAGUUCAUGGAGCACGAAGAGAUGGACGCCAAAGAGCUGGCCAGCAAAAUCAACCAGGAUUCUGGAUCCUUGUCCUUCCUCUCCAACUCGCUGAAGAUGUUUGUUCCCUUCCAGCUCAGCAGAUCAAAAGUCGAAAGGAAGGAACUCAAAGACAAGAAGAUCAACAUCCUGAUUCCCCUGUCUGGACGUUUUGACAUGUUUGCAAGGUUCAUGGGGAAUUUUGAAAAGACGUGCCUCAUUCCAAACCAGAACGUCAAGCUGGUUGUCCUGCUUUUCAAUUCCAACUCCAACCCUGACAAAGCGAAGCAAAUCGAGCUGAUGAGAGAUUACCGCUCCAAAUACCCCAAGGCUGACAUGCAGGUUUUACCGGUGUCAGGGGAGUUCUCGAGGGCGCUGGCUCUGGAAGUCGGAUCUUCUCAGUUCCAGAACGAGUCUUUACUUUUCUUCUGUGAUGUUGACUUAGUGUUUACCACAGAAUUCCUCCAGCGAUGUAGAGCCAAUACGGUUUUGGGUCAACAAGUAUACUUUCCCAUCAUUUUUAGCCAGUAUGAUCCAAAGAUUGUUUAUAGUGGAAAAGUUCCUAGUGACAAUCAUUUUGCCUUCACCCAGAAAACAGGUUUCUGGAGGAACUAUGGCUUUGGUAUUACCUGCAUUUACAAAGGUGAUCUUCUCCGAGCAGGUGGCUUUGAUGUCUCCAUCCAAGGUUGGGGCCUGGAAGACGUAGACCUAUUUAACAAAGUCAUUCAAGCUGGCUUAAAAACUUUCCGAAGCCAAGAAAUUGGAGUAGUCCAUGUGCAUCACCCUGUUUUUUGUGACCCUAAUCUUGAUCCAAAACAAUAUAAAAUGUGCUUGGGGUCCAAAGCCUCAACGUAUGGGUCCACACAACAGCUGGCUGAAAUAUGGUUUGAAAAAAAUGACCCAAAUUUUGGGAAAAGCAGCAAUACUAAUGGCUCAGUGAGGACAGCCUAAUGUCCAGCUAUGCUGGAAAAGACUUUUUUUUUAAUUAUCUAAUUUAUUUUUGGGAAAAUGUUUUUUGAUAAUUCACUUUUAAAAGACCACACAGGAUAUAUUUUAGAAAUCAUCAUUGUUUUCUUACAAAGCGCUCGUUUUGAGAAGAACAAGGCCAUUGUUUUUUUUUGUUGUUGUGUUUUUGGUUUUGAACAAAACUGUGAUCAAUAUUUGCCUUCAAACAAAAAAAAUUGUUUAAGAGUUACCUGACCAAUCAGCGGAUAUCUGACUUGAAUUAGAAUUUCCUUAUGAACAAAAGAUUGUUUCCUACCUUUUCCGUUGCUGUCUUCAUUGCUGGGAUUCUGUAAAUUGGGACCUGAGCGUGCAAGCCAAGUGACAAAACGGUGUACCUAAAUGUUUUGUUGUGACGGCUACCGUGCAAAGAUUCUGCUUCUUUUGUUAAGGAUAGCCAUUAUUUUUUAAAUUGCGUUAGAACAAAACAAAUCAGUGUGGUGAUGAUAAGGGUACUAAUUGCAGGAGAUUUUUCUUCCAAAUGGCUGAUUAUUUCAGUUUAAAAAUACACUUCCACUUACUAUGGCCAGGUGGCUUCAAGAGAGGGAAGAAAGUAAGCACAACCUGCUAUCCGAUUAGUCCCUGUAGAAAUUUUUGUCUUUUAUAUUUGGUCCAUAUAUGGACGUAAUGUUUUAAGAAUCCAUGGUGGGUUCUGUGUAUUAUCCUCAACCGCUGUCCUGUCUAGAGCUGGGAUGAUGUGAUCAAGAAAUGCCGAAGCAUAACGAGGGAGGGGAAGAGGAUGGGGAAUGCGAAUCUCUUGCAGCAAAGCAACAGUACACAAUGAACAAUUAGAGAUCCCUAACGAGAACUUUUAAAAAUCUUCUGUACCGAGUGUGCUGCACCUGAAUGCAUUGAUUUUGUUCAGUCGGUUACGUGAUGUUAAUGGGAACAAUUAUUACAUUUGAUUACUAGUUUUGUUUUGGGAUUAUUUUUUUCUGUAUCUGAUAGACUGUUAAUUUAUUUAAUAUCCAUUGUUUUAGGUUCUUGACCUUUCCUUGAAUAUCUGUUAGUCAUUUUAAUAUUUUAUAUAUAUAUAUAUGUGUGUGUAAAUAUAUAUAUAUAUAUUAGGAAUGUAUUGCAUCUUCUCACUGAUAAGGUAGUGUACAUCAUACUUGCAGUAAAUGACCUCCAAAGAUUACUUUCUAAAAUAUUUUUUCAUGAAUCUUUUUUCCCAAAUUUAUUUCACAUUUUUGGAAUGACUUCAGUAAGCUUAAGAAUUUUUUUGGUAUUCUAAGAGGAACUGGGGAUGGGGAGGCGGAAUACAAGGAGCGUGUGAUCCCUAUGAAUUGACACCUAGCAAGGUAAGAGAAAAUUAUACAAAAUAAAGUGCCUUAAAGCCAGAAGGGGAGCCCUUUACACUGGGACUUAGUGGAUGGACAUUGUCAUUGAAGCAGAUGAUCUGUUGGGACCUACCUACCUGUAAAUAUCUUGCUCAGCAGAAAUUAAAAAUAAAAACCAGCGAACAAUAUAUUUUUCUAUCGUAUCCCCCAGCACCAUUUCGUCUCAUUGCUCUCAGUUCCACUUUGCCUACUCUUUGGGAAGUGGAGACUAGCGAAGGAACAGAGGAAAACUGAUGCUUAGGUUGUUGCCAUGUUUGAAGGGAUCUUAUGGAGUAAUUGCUAUUCCAGUAGAAGAAAUAACCAUUGUUUACACGUGUAUGGAAUAUGAACUGCAACUAGUGUAGAGUCAAUGUCUUAUAAUGUUCAUCGUUUUUUGGUGACAGUCCCAAGGAUGUAGGUACUUGGAUGGAUUCAGUGCAUGAAAAAUCUCUCUCUCUUUUUUUUUUUUUUUUUUUUUUUUUUUAAAGACUUGCUUCUGAGAUGCAAUAAAGAUUUUUUUAUUUGCAAUUGGAGUUUCUCAUGUCAUCUGCCUCAGUCCGUAUCUUUUCAAACAGCAUAGGCACAGCCACAAAGGUGAAGCAGUUUUGGGAAGUAAGUCCAGGUAAAAGGAUCUCCCUCUUACAAAGGGUUCUGACCUCAGUGUUGUGUUUUGGCCUGGAAUAAACCUAAUGCCACAUACCUGGGCUCUGGGGAAAGGGAAAACAAAUCCGUUCGUCAGACUCUGGUGUACGCUGCCGUCGCUGCCCGCGCUGAUGGGCUGUGCGAUUUUCUGGGGCAGCUGGUCGUCUCUAAAGGAGGUGUUUGAGUUUUUCCUCCUGAAAAGAUUAAAAGUGUUUUUGCUGUCUGAAAACAUCCAUAACUAUACAUUUAAAACGCAUAUGAUGACAAGGCUGAAUAAUUUUGUCAUGUUUUGUGUAUUCAAAGCACAGUAAAAAUAAUUAUUGUGUCAAGCACUUAUUUUUAAUAGCUCUGCCAGUCUUAUCAGCCAUUUAAUAUUGGUGUGAGGCUUUUUUAUGAAAAAAUUAAGUCCCAAAGAAUCUUAUGGAUUAAGGAAUUGUUUCUUCACACAAGGGAAAGAAAAAAAAAUAAAAGCAACUAGUAUUUGUGGCUGCAGAAAGGAGCUUGAAGAAUAUGAACCCAAAAGAACAGUACCAAAAGACGGGGGAGAAAAAAGCCCUGUACUUAUACUGUCUUUAUUAACAUUUAUGAUUAUGUAGGACUUUUUUUAGCUCAUAACAGCCGGUAAAAGCAGAAUGCAUGUAAAUGGAAAAAGCCAUUUAAUGCAAAGCACCCAUCUGGUACUGAGGUUUUUUUCUCUCAGUUGCCGCAAUUCUGAUUCAGUUACCAAAUCUGUCCAAGCAGCAUUAAAAACAAGUUUUACAACAAGCUUGCAGGCAACUCUUGAGGCCCCACAUCUUAAUUGACCACAUAUUUUAUGGACUCGCAGCUUUAGAGUAAUCCAUUUUAAAGUUAAAUUUCAAAUUAUAAUCAUCUAUGAUAAAGUCUAACCUUAUAAAACCCAUUUUAUAUUAAAAAAAGUGGUAUUAGCUGCCCAGGGUGUAAGGAGCUUAUUCAGGUGGAAGUCAUCGGCUGGCAAGCGCUAGCCCAGCCUCUGACAAAAAUCCCUUCUGGGGCUGGAACGUUUCAUUUGCAGUUUACUCUGGUUGUUCGGUUCAGAGAGAAGUUUACUUCAUGCUGAGAAGCCAGCUGGUGUUGGAGGAUCCAGGAGGGUUUGCCUCCAGUCCAUUUUGAAAAAAAAAAGGUAUGAAAAAAUGAGAUGGUGUCAACCUGAAAUGGAAGAACGUGGUGACCAAGAGUCAUGUGCUGAGGUUUGCUAUAUAUUGAGAUGCUUCUCCUCUUCGUUACAACAAAUUAAAAUGUGAGAUGCUUCUUUCCCUCGUUCUUCUAGUGCACGUAACCCCUGCCAGAUGCCGUGCCGGUCGUGGGUGCGCUCGCAGCAAUGCAACUCCCGCCCAAGCAGAGCUUUGCAGCCCUUCAACGCUUGGGUUUAAACUCUUCCACCUUUUCUGGGCAUCCCCGGGUGCCGUUCCCCUUGGCCACGUUGGCUCCGCUCGCCCUGGCCCGUGUCUCAGGGUUGGCAGGCUGGUGGCCCUGGAGGGCUUUGGGGGCCCCUUGUGUCUGCGGAGCUGCAGGAGCGGCCACCUCCCACCAGUGACUGGCGGGGGACCGUGUUUUGAAGGGUUGACCCGUCACCAUCCUCACCCUUCAGGUAUCUUUGCUCCCCGGCCCCGUGUUGCUUGUUGGAGAGCCUGGUUAUCCCGUGGCUGGCUGCAGGAACGGCCGAAAUUCACUGUGAGCCUCGAGCUGGGGCGUCCCGGGGCCACGCUUGGCUCUUUGUUCAUGAACAUUCACCAGUCACUGGAGUUAAAUGGCACGUGAAACUCCAGGCAGAGGCAGCGCCGGGGGGGAAGCUGGAUUUAUUACCAGUUUUCUAAAAGCAGUUCCCUCCCAGCAGCUCGUUUCUUUGCUGAAGGAUCAACGAUGGCGAAAAGAGGCAAAAGGGAUGGGGAAAGCAAGGGGCCGGGUCCUUUCGGUGACCAUCGUGCUCGAUGUGACUAUUUACAGGUUAAAUAUUUAUAUGUAACUUUGCAGAGUCAUGGUCCAUGGAAGGAUUUCAAGUUUUGGUCCUUUAGGCACAGUGGGGUUUUAUUGCUCUGAAAAAUCAGUGACCAGCUCCAGGCUCCACGCAGCUUCCCUGGACCUGGCUGUACGGUUCCUUUCAGCAAAAUCAGCAAGAAAGUCCUGCUGACCCCAAAUCUGCUUAGUCUGAGUUUUUGUUGAAGCUCUAACUUUACAUUGCAAAUUAUUAGCCUAAGUCGUUUCGCAUGAAUACUUGCUAAAAAUACUCUGCUUCCACAGCCAGCCUCACUCGAAAGCUUUUUGGAAAGAAAAUCUUUCAGAGUUAUUAAAAAUGGAGCAGGUUAGUGCCUUGCCUGGGGCAGAUGCAUCCAGGUCCCCGUGGGUUGUUCCUCCUCUGCUCUGGGACGUGGUGGCGGGGCUGGUGGGUCACUGUCCACCUUAGGACCUAUUUUAAACAAAUGUUUUUGUACCCAGGCCUGCACUCUAUCAACGGGAGUUAUUGCGCUGACUGGAGGGAAUUCAGGUUGUUUUGGCCUCAGUUGGAGCUCAAAGGCCACCUCCUCCGCGGGCAUGGGCAGCCUUGGCGACAUCCUAGGCUCCCCAGCCAAGGCAUGUUGAGCUGCAGUGCAGCCGCAUCCCAGGAGGUUUCUUUCCCCGACUCUUUUACUGGAUUUCACCCGGCUGCUGUUGCCAGAAGCACUUUUAUUCCUCACGUCCAAACUGCUGCCGACGCUUUCCCAGGUGCAAGAAACCCAUCCACCUCCUUUCCGAGCUCCAAAACCCAUCUCCCGGCUCUCCUCCAGCCCAGGAAUCUCUACCACCUUUUAAAUCACAUUUAUGAGCCGGGUGAAAAAAAUUGCAUUAACAUCAAAAAAAUAACAGACCGAAUACUGGGCUGGCUGUAUUUACUUUCACACUUUAAUUCAAUAAAAACCUCAACUUUAAUUGACCUGAA